This is a messenger RNA of Mytilus californianus (California mussel), 2637 nucleotides long. RefSeq names its product caspase-7-like. Gene Ontology annotation, molecular function: protein binding; cysteine-type endopeptidase activity. The transcript has 9 exons. The coding region runs from base 170 to 1858 and encodes 562 amino acids. Gene Ontology annotation, biological process: regulation of apoptotic process; proteolysis. NCBI's taxonomy places the organism in Eukaryota, Metazoa, Mollusca, Bivalvia, Mytilida, Mytilidae. The record is from RefSeq and is a predicted model, not a curated record.
UAGAAUUUUAUUUUUUCCAACUCAGUUUACGAAUGACAUGAACACAGACCAGAUGAAGGACUCAAAUGUAAAUAAGAAGAACAGAUAGGCGACAUCAAAGGUAUGAGGAAAUAUACUUUGAUUAUUGUGAAUCAUAAAAAAGAAGUUGAGUUGUGAUUUCAAGGACAAAAUGGCUAAUUUAAGGUUAAGACAUAUAUUAGUGGAAAUUUGCAGUGACCUUGGUAGUGAUGACCUUGAGAAAUUAAAAUUUCUGCUUAGAGAUGUGACUGGAUCGGCAAAAUUAGAAAAGGCAACCAUGGCAAUAGACAUAUUUAGUGCCAUUGAAAAUAAUAAACAUGUUGCGUUACAUGAUGGUAGUUAUUUAGCAGAGUGUUUUUUAUUAAUUGGACGGAAAGAUUUAGUGAGAAAGUUAGAGUUAGAUCCCAGACGUGUAGAGGUUGGCAUGGAAACAGAUCCCAGACUUUUACCAUUAAGAAUUUUACUUUACAAGAUAUCAGAAGAUUUAUCGGACAAAGAAUUUGAACAGUUGAAAUAUCAUUCUAGUAAAGCAUUAGGAAUUAAGAGAGGACAACUGCAGAAAGUAAAACAUGUGUUUGACCUGUUUGUUCUAUUAGAAAAAAACUUAUUAAUAUCUCCAACUAGUAUAAAUGUACUCAAAGACAUGUUGAAAGCACUACAUCGUGGAGAUUUAUUGGAGCUUGUUGUUGAAUAUCAAGCUAAGCAUCCAUAUUUAAUAGACGGUGAGAGUAAUGCUGACAGUACAGAUAGAAAUGGUGCUACACAGCCACUAGAAUCAGGACCACCUGUAGUUGACCAGAACCCAUCAUUACCCAUCAGUCAUCCAGACAUUGCAAAUGGUACACCACAGAAUCCCACAGCCUCUCCUGUACUUGUAUAUGAAAUGAAUGCCUUUCCUAGAGGUUUAUGUAUUAUUAUCAACAAUAACAAAUUCUAUUCUGAGUCUGGCUUUGGAUCUCGAGGUGGAAGUGAUGAAGAUGCCAGGAUGCUUGAUGAAACUUUCUGGAAGCUCGGAUUCAUUGUGAAAGUAUACAAAGACUUAACAGCAAAAGAUAUGAAUGCAGUAAUGCAUGGUUUGUCUAAACUUAAUCAUUCAAAGUAUAAUGCUGUUGUUGUAUGUAUAUUGUCACAUGGUGGAGAGCAUGUAGUUUAUGGAGUGGACGGCAAUGAAAUUACUAUUCGAUACUUAACUUCAUACUUUAGAUCCUCAAGGUGCAAGAGCUUAGCAGAUAAACCAAAGCUGUUCUUUAUACAGGCAUGUCAGGGAAAUGAAAGGCAAACAGGAAUAAAUCAAACAGAUUUAUCAAUACAGGCUGAUGGUCCAUCAGAUCUAGAAGAAGGUCAAAGCUUUCCUGAGACAGAUGCUGAGGUUACGUCAAAUAACUCCAAAAUUAUACCAGAUGAAUCAGACUUUCUGAUUGGCUAUGCCACUGUUACUGGUUAUACAUCCUUUAGAAGUCGAACAAGAGGGUCUUUUUACAUAAGGAAACUGACAGACAAUCUGAACGAAUAUGCCAAUAGCCAGGAUUUGAUAUCCAUACUAACCAGGGUGAAUCAUGAUGUAUCAACAGAAAAUAUCCCAGCUGGAAACAACUGUGAAAUAAGCAAACAAGUUCCUAUGCCACAAUUUACUCUUAGAAAACAAUUAUUCUUCAGACCCGAAAAUUUACCGCAAGAUAGGACUAUGCCACAAUCAGCUGAUGUGUCUAGGAUUAUAUCUCAAUCAAUUGAAGCUGUAAGGACUAUUGCACAACCAACUGAUGCUUCAAGUCAGUCAAGUGAAGUAACUAAUCGGAGUGAUAAUCUGAGGCCUAUCACACAACCUAGUGAUGCUAACUAACAUGUGAUACCAAAUUAAUUAUCUUCUAUGAAUUUCGAAAUGUGUGAGUGCAUUUAUUAUAAUUAUGACUGUUAAACAUUGGUCAAAAAAAUGAGAAUAGUUAUUGUGAUAUCAAGUAAAGCUUAAUACAAUUAAUAAUAUCAAAAUUUAAAAUGCAAGUUUUUAUUUCCCCAAAACCUUUUCAGUUGCAAAUUUGCAAAAAUACAUACAUCACAAAAAAUUUUAAUUUACAGUAUCACUUCGUAUUCCCUGUUACAGGAAAUAAGACAGGAUUCUUAAAAUCUUAACCAUCACAAAAGAUGUUCUGUGAGAAGUGGUAAAACUGAAAUCAUAUUUUUGUAUGGUUAAAAAAAAAACCACUAGAACAUGCAGAAUAUUACAGACCGGUGUUAAAUAUUGGCCUGGAUUGUUGUAAGGCUACUUUACAAACAAGUGUUCUGAAGGAGGACAUGUAACUGUAAACCAACCUAUUUUCCUGCAUACUUUAUUUUGUGUUAAUUUCUGUCACGCCAGUUUCCAGGCAAUUUAUUUUCAUGAUAUAUUUAUAGGAGGGAAGAUCCAAGUUUCACAUAUUCCUGAUGAUUUUAAUUCACAGUACUUUAUAAAGACACAUUCUGAUUCACAUUUCACCAGGCUUUACUCUUACUCAUAAAUGCCAUAUGCAUGACAAGAGAAGCAACAAAGAUUACAAUUUAAAAGUGUUUGGUUUGGUUAAUCAGCAUUAGCAUCUUUUUUAACAUGUUUAAAGAUGUACUUAAGUGAAAUUAAAAAAAUCUAGA